Molecule: messenger RNA, 486 nt
Organism: Phaedon cochleariae (mustard beetle)
Lineage: Eukaryota; Metazoa; Arthropoda; Insecta; Coleoptera; Chrysomelidae
Source: the annotation of a GenBank genome assembly
AUGUGGUUCUCUGCUUUUGUACUUAUUUUCGUUGGCAUGUGCUUGUGUCUAAGUGGCGCAUCUAUAUGCCAACCAUACUCAACAUUCUAUGUAGACUGCAACAGCUGCAUGUGUAGCGGCAACGGAAGAGAAUAUUCUUGCACGAACGAAAUUUGUCCUCCAAAGGUUGAUUAUGAUGAAAACUAUGACGUGAAGCUAACAAAAGAAGGCUACAAACUUUUGGUGCCUAAAAAUGACGCCAGACGUACAUUGGACGAUUACAGUGACUCUGUUCUUACAAAGAAAAGAUUUCCAAGAGUUCCUUUCGGUUAUCCCUAUAUCAAUGAUGAAAUUCCACCUUCGAACAAAGAAAGUGACAAUAAAUUCGAAGACAUCGAUGACAUAAACGAGGAAACUGAAAAAAUCACCAAUGGCGAAGAUGAUAAUGAAGUUGUGAAGCGGGAGGAUCCAUUAAUACGACGAAAGCAGGAAGACAUCAGAAAAUGA